UUCUCCACCGCAUUCUCGUUCACUUUUGACACCAACAUGCCCCCCAACAAAGAAACCCGAAAUCACACUCUCUGUGUCUACCUCCGACCCCCUCCUGUAUCGGUUUGCCCUCACUUCACGGCUCAGUGACCGUCUCCGCUUCGUGCUCACUGGAAGCGAUCUGCUCACAGCACGCCUUCCCGAGGUCUGACCCGUAUCAGUGGUGCGUGGGAUGCGUGUUCGGUGUGCGUGAGCGUGUAUCUUGUCUUCUGCCAUGUGUGAGUGUCUGCGAGGGAUCUUCCGUGUCACCUGGACACCCUCUUCAGACGCAGACUCUGACCGAGAGGACAGUCAUGGGAAUCCAGAAGCCAGAGAUUCACCUGUAAACAACAAAAUACGCUCUCCCCCCUCAGACAGGCCUCCCUUCGGCGCUCAUCUAAGCACACACCACAGCAUCUCUGCUGAUGAACAGGACAGCCCAGAGCAAAUUGUUCAGAAGGAAAAACUCCAUGCAGAACUAAAACAAGUUUUGAGUCAGAAGAGAAGCAAGCUUAGAGACACCCAAUCCACCCUCACAGACAUGGAGGAACCCCCCAAGACAGACAAUAAGAAUGAGGUGGAGAAGGACAACCAGUUGUCAGAGCUCGUGGAAAUGGUUGUUGAAACACAGGCUGAGGUUGGAGCUAGUGGGUACAGUGUUGUGGGUGGAGGGGAGCAAGGCAUCUUCAUCAAAGAGGUCUUGAAAGACUCCCCAGCAGAAAAGCACCUCAGUCUACAGAAAGGAGAUCAACUGCUAAGUGCCAGGGUGUAUUUUGAUAACGUCAAAUAUGAGGACGCAUUAAAAAUUCUUCAGUGUGCAGAACCCUACAAAGUGUCCUUCUUUUUGAAGAGGACUGUGCCAGGAAGUGAAGUCAGCAUACGUCCAGGUGCACAAAAUCUUGAGCUCAGAGGACCUAAGGCCAAGAUGCAAAAAAUGAGCGUCAAAAGUGUGAAACCAUUCAAAACUAAGAAAAGGAGAGGAGGAAGAUUUGGAUUGAAAAGACUGAAAGAGAACAAAAAAGCAAGAGCACGGGCAGAGCUGGACGUUGAUGGAUCACCUGGUAGAUCAGACCUCAGUCCUGUUGAUGUUGAGUUUGUAUUCCCGAAGUUCAAGAUAAGGAAAGGUGGGAAGGCCACUGCAGAUGGAUCAGAACAUCUGGAGGGUGUUAUCACUAGUACUAAGAAGAAGAGGAAGAUCAGAUUUCCAAAGAUGAAGGCCAUGGAUGCUGCUGUUGGUGAAGGGAAGGCCAAUGUAGAUGUUUCAACACAUGAAGGAGAGGCCUCUGGAUCCAAGCUGAAGGCCAAGAUGAAAGGUCCAAAAUUUGGAAUGAAUUUCCCAAAAAUUAAAAAGUCAAAGUUAGAUGUACAAUCUUCAAAUGACAGCUUUAAGGUGAAAGAACUAGAAGGCAAAUUUAAGCCUCCAUCAGUAGAGUGUGAUUUCAACAUGCCUCAGGGCAAGGCUGAAACUAAUGUUUCUAAUUUUGAGGUUAGUGUUAAAGGAAAAGGAGAGGGUCCUGAGAUAAAAAUGCCAAAGAUAAAUCUGGAUGUCUCAGAUACAAAGGUGACAGUCCCAAAGGUUGAAAUGCCAAAGGUUGAUAUCUCUCUGCCUGCAGUGAAAGCUUCUGGUGUUGAGAUUUCCUUGCCAAAAAUGAAGUCAACACAAGGUGACAUCAGUAUUAAAGGAUCUGACAGCAAAAGAUUGAACAUGCCAUCCGUUGAUAUAUCAUUUCCAAAAGUAACAGACACAGGUAAUGUUGAUCUCAAGAGACAUUCAGGGAAAAUAGGGAAGUUUGAUAUUCCAAAACUGGAUAUUUCCUUACCAAAAUUUGAAUCAACCAAAGGGGAACUCAGCGUGGAAGGACCUGAAUUCAAAGGUGGCAAAUUAAAUAUACCUUCUUAUAAUAUCUCCUCAGAUGUUUGUCUGGAGGGAGAAACCAAAAAGGGCACAAAGUUUCAAAUGCCAAAAGGAGGUGAAGUUGACGUUCAAGGUCCCAAUAUCAAGGGUGGAAAGAUUCACAUGCCCUCUAUAGAUAUCUCUCUGCCUGGAGGAGGAGCAGGAGGAGAUGCAGAUGUUGAAGGACCUGCAGGAAAAGGAAGAAAAAUUGAAGUGCCUAAAUUAGAUGUUUCUUUGCCUAAAUUAAAACCAUCAGGAGGAGAAAUCAAUGUUGAAGGUCCCGAUAUCAAGGGUGGAACGUUUCACAUGCCCUCUAUAGAUAUCUCUCUUCCUGGAGGAGGAGCAGGAGGAGAUGCAGAUGUUGAAGGACCUGCAGGAAAAGGAAGAAAAUUUGAAAUGCCUAAAUUAGAUGUUUCCUUGCCUAAAUUAAAACCAUCAGCAGGAGAAAUCAAUGUUGAAGGUCCCGAUAUCAAGGGUGGAACGUUUCACAUGCCCUCUAUAGAUAUCUCUCUUCCAGGAGGAGGAGCUGGAGGAGAUGUAGAUGUUGAAGGACCUGCAGGAAAAGGAAGAAAAUUUGAAAUGCCUAAAUUUGAUGUUUCCUUGCCUAAAUUAAAACCAUCAGGAGGUGAAUUGGACAUUGAAGGUCCCGAUAUCAAGGGUGGAAAGUUUCACAUGCCCACUAUUGAUAUCUCUCUGCCAGGAGGAGGAGCAGGAGGAGAUGUAGAUGUUGAAGGACAUGCAGGAAAAGGAAGAAAAUUUGAAAUGCCUAAAUUUGAUAUUUCCUUGCCUAAAUUAAAACCAUCAGGAGGUGAAAUCAAUGUUGAAGGCCCCAAUAUCAAGGGUGGAAAGAUUCACAUGCCCUCUAUAGAUAUCUCUCUUCCAGGAGGAGGAGCUGGAGGAGAUGUAGAUGUUGAAGGACCUGCAGGAAAAGGAAGAAAAUUUGAAAUGCCUAAAUUUGAUGUUUCCUUGCCUAAAUUAAAACCAUCAGGAGGUGAAUUGGACAUUGAAGGUCCCGAUAUCAAGGGUGGAAAGUUUCACAUGCCCUCUAUAGAUAUCUCUCUGGCAGGAGGAGGAGCAGGAGGAGAUGUAGAUGUUGAAGGACCUGCAGGAAAAGGAAGAAAAUUUGAAAUGCCUAAAUUUGAUGUUUCCUUGCCUAAAUUAAAACCAUCAGCAGGAGAAAUCAAUGUUGAAGGUCCCGAUAUCAAGGGUGGAAAGUUUCACAUGCCCUCUAUAGAUAUCUCUCUGCCAGGAGGAGGAGCAGGAGGAGAUGUAGAUGUUGAAGGACAUGCAGGAAAAGGAAGAAAAUUUGAAAUGCCUAAAUGUGAUGUUUCCUUGCCUAAAUUAAAACCAUCGGGAGGUGAAAUGGACAUUGAAGGUCCCGAUGUCAAGGGUGGAAAGUUUCACAUGCCCUCUAUAGAUAUCUCUCUGCCAGGGGGAGGAGCAGGAGGAGAUGUAGAUGUUGAGAGACAUGCAGGAAAAGGAAGAAAAUUUGAAAUGCCUAAAUUUGAUGUUUCCUCGCCUAAAUUAAAACCAUCGGGAGGUGAAAUCAAUGUUGAAGGUCCCGAUAUGAAGGGUGGAAAGCUUCACAUGCUCUCUAUUGAUAUCUCUCUGCCAGGAGGAGGAGCAGGAGGAGAUGUAGAUGUUGAAGGACAUGCAGGAAAAGGAAGAAAAUUUGAAAUGCCUAAAUUUGAUAUUUCCUUGCCUAAAAUAAAACCAUCAGGAGGUGAAAUGGACAUUGAAGGUCCUGAUAUCAAGGGUGGAAAGUUUCACAUGCCCUCUAUAGAUAUCUCUCUGCCAGGAACUGCAGAGAGAGGGCUUAAACUGGGAGAUGAUACUAAAAAAGGUUUAAGAUUUCACAUGCCCACUGUUGAUAUCUCUGUCCCUAAAAUGAAACUAACAGAUCGUGAACUAAAAGUUGGGUCAGAGAAGAAAGACAUAGACUUUAACUUGACUCAUGAUUCUGAUAUAGAGACCAAAGCCAAAAUUAGUGAUUUAAAUGUCCCUGAAGUAACUUUUGGUGGGAACAUCAAGCUGCCAAGUGUGAAAAUACCAACUGUUGACAUAUCUGCUCCUAAAGUUGACCUGGACUUUACUCUUCCCAAGGUAAAGGGCAGUGAUAGAGAAAACAUUGAACUUCUUAAGGCAGAGGGUGGAAGGCCGUCAUCUGGGGCAAGUUUUGAUGUUCCAGAGGUCUCUGUAAAAAUGCCCAAAAUUUCACUUCCUAAAUUUGGCAGAAAAUUGAAAAGUGGUGACAAACUAGAACUGGAGAGUCCUGACUUAUCUAUAGAUUUGGAAAUGGAAAGAACAUCACCAUCUAAAAAGGAUAUUGAAAUAAUUGGUCCUGACACUGAAAUGAAGAUAAAAGCAGGUGCUGAAGAAAUUACAAAACCAGAAUUCAGAGUAGAGGGUCCUGAAGAUAAGGUCAAAUCCAAGCUCAAAUUCCCCAAAUUCAAGACACCUACUCCUAAAGCAAAGCUCAAAGAUGUAGAAAUGGGUAUGCCUGGAUAUGUGGAUAACAAAGGAAAGGUCAGAAUGCCAGCAGUUGAGAUAUCAUUUCCAACAGCAAAUAUUCCAGAAUGUGAGGUAUUGCUUCCUAAAACUGAGGUUGAUGUAUCUGAGGCAGAUAUCAGAGGUUAUGAGGGCAGUUUAAAAAUUCCUAAGAAGCCAAAAAUUGACAUAUCAGUUCCAAAAGUUGAUUUGGAUGUUUCCUUGCCUAGGGUGAAACUUCCUGAACCAGUGGACUCUACUGACUUAAACAUUGAUGGUAGUAGGGGUACAGUCAAUUUUCCCCAUGUCAAGAUCCCUAAAGUAGACAUUUCACUUCCUCAUGCAAAAACGGGUGGCACAGAUAACCAUGAGGUGGAGGUUGGAAGGAAGGGUAAAUUAAGAAUGCCAGAAGUGGAAAUAUCAUUACCACAUGCAAAACGUGACACACCUUACACUGACACUGAAAUUAAAGGUGAAAAGCUAAAAAUACCAAAAAUGUCAGUGCCCAGUGUUGAUAUAUCAUUGCCUCAUGGAAAGGAAAAUGAUGAUCCUGAUAUAGAAUUUGGAGUGAAAGGGAGUAAAUUAAAAAUGCCAGACAUUAUAGUGCCUAAGAUAGAUUUUUCACUACCUCAUGGAAGGAAAGAAGAAAGUCACGCACUUGAUUCAGAACUAGAAGGUGGAAAAUUAAAGACACCAAAAAUUGAUAUACCCCUUCCUAAAAUAAAAUCUAAAGAUGCUGUUUCAGAACUUCAACCUGAUGUAGGAAAAGGUAAAGUCAUGAUCCCUGGGAUUAGGGGAUCUAUGGAAGUAAAAGGUGGACACUGUAAAAUACCUGAUAUUAAGAUACCACAGGUAGACAUAUCAUUACCAGAAAGUAGAACUGGAGAGUUUGAUACCAAAGAGGGAGAAUCUGGAGGAGGGGGUGGAAAAUUGACAAUGCCAAAUGUUAAAAUCCCAAAACUAGAUAUAGGAAUGUCUAGAGAUGCAGACAUGUCAGAUCCUUCUACUGAUGCAAGCCUUAAGGAUUCACAUAAAGAGGGUAAAAAGACGAGGAUGCCUAAUGUGGAUCUAGAGCUGGAUCUUGGCUUAUCAAGAGACGGAAAAAAGAAUAAAAAGAAAUCUGAACUUCAAGAUACUGAUCUGGAACCCGCAACGAAAGAAAAAAUAAAAGGGCCAAAAGUUAAAGGUACAAAAUUUAAUAUUGGAAUGCCAAAAGUAAAAGUUUCUGGAUUAGAAACUGACAUAAACAAGUCUGAAAAAAUGGAUGCUAAAUUUCUAAAAGGAGGAACUGAUGCAAACUUGAAAGCUGAUUUACAAGUACCAAAGAUUCCCGAACUUGACUUUGACAUUGAGACUGCCCAAGCUGACACUAAUAAUUCUGAUGAAGAUAAAAAGCAGACUGGUAAAGUCAAAAUUCCAAAGUUUGGGAUUCAUCUACCUUCUUUAAUUUCACCUGAAGCCAACAUCAAAUCAUCUCAGGGAAAAGGUCACUCUAUAAACAUGGACUCCAAGGUAGAGUAUGAAAGCCCACGUCUGCCAAAAGUAACAAAAGCUGUAUUUGUUAUGGUGAAUCCACAAACAGAGAGCUCUGCUUGUGUAGGUGGUGAAGCAAGUGCAGAUGUGAAGAUCAAACAGCCAAAGAUAAAAAUGAAGCCGAGUUUUGGCAAGUCUCGAUCAAAUGAAAAGGGGAAAGCAAUAUAUUGCGAAGAUGAGGUGGAAACUGGUAAGCUUAAAUUGCCCAAAGUCACAUUUUCGUCUGGGCAGAGAGGAUCAUUUGAUGUAACACCAAGUGGGUCUGAUGAUGGAACAAGUCCAAGUCUAAAUGGUGACAAAGAUGAAAAACCAAUGUUUGGAAAGCUUAAAUUGCCUAAAGUGGAGUUUUUCUCACCAUACUCAAAAGAUGCAAGUGAGGAAGAGGAAAUGGAAACAAGCAUGAAACUCAGGAAGGAGAGCUCAGGAGAAAGCAAAGAGAGCAAGGAGUCAAAGACAAUAUCAGGCACAAUGUCUUUCCCAGGUCUUAAGAAGAAAACAGAGAAGGAUGAGGAGGUGAGAAAGAUUAGUACUAUAGUAUCCUCAAAAGCAAGGACUGAAAUGUUGGCAGAACGGGAGGGAUCAGAGUCUCCAGUACCCACAGUAUCAUCUGGAUUCGUGUCUGUAAUGAAGUGUGAAGAAAGAGAGGAGACAACAUGGUUCAAAGUACCCAAGGUCACCCUUAGUCCCCAUUCUACUGACAUCCUUCAUAUCACACCACAAAGUUCUCCCAAAGGAAGCAAGUCCUCUCUUCCUUGUUCUAUCGAGGAAGCCUCUGGAGGUUUCUAUGUGAAGAUACCAAGCGUAGAAUUUUUGACCCAUGAAAUGCCCUCCGAGCAUCUGAUUACUAAAACAGAGGGAACUCUUACUGUAGUGACUAAGACAACAAAGUAUACAGAAACAAAAGGUACCAGUUCGAAACAGUAAGAAUCUCAGUUACAGAACUGUGACAUAUAAUCGGUAGUGGAAUAAUAAUUAGGCCCACAUAUUUGUAUGUGACAAUUGUUUCAGUCUUGCAGGUUUUAUUCUAUUUAAAGUAAAGAAAGCAAACCUAUUUUCUCCAGAUUUUGCAACUUAUACAUAAUGAAAAUGUUGCUACAAAAAGAAUAUUAUUUAUUUUAGACAUUAUUUUCAUGUUUUGUAACUUGCCACUCUGUAUGACACUUUAAAUUUAUAUAUUUGUAAAGAUCACAUGAUAUUUACACAAAAAUAUUUAGUUGUAGAUAAAAAAAAAAAAACAUAGGCACAAAUCUGUAGAACAUAGACAGAUGCAAAGAUAUUUAAAACACAUUACAUUUUCUUAUGAUUUUCUUGUGCAGUCUUGCAUGACAUUUAUGCUGUAGAAUUACAGCAUUUUGGUAAUAUUGCUUUGGUUUUUCGAUGCCUGGUUUGUCUCUGUAGUUUUCGGUUGUUGUUAUGGAAUUUUGUUUAUUUUAGAUACUAUUAGAAAAACAUGUACUAUUUUUACAUAUUUAUAUGCAUGAUCUGUACAGAUAAGAAACUAAAAAGAAAGCCUGUAAUGUAGAGUAUUUUUGUGAUACAUAUUUUUGUGACUUUUAAGAUAAAUUUAAACAAUAUGAAGUUUUUUUUCAUUCACAAUUUUUAAGGAUUGUGACGUGCUGUACCAGAAAGCAUUUCUCUGUUCAGAAGAAAUGCUCUGAAUUCUUAUGAAUUGAAAACACUGAGUGUGACAUGUUUUUCUUUUCUUUUCUUUUUAAAAUUAACUCUUGCGCUGGUGAUGGAAUUGGCCUACCUGCGAGCAAUAUCAUUGUAUAUAUAUUAUAUUUAAGACAGGUUUAAUUAAAGAACUGCAUGUUUGUAAUGUGUUGCUUUUUUUGAAACAAUCAUUUAGAUGAUGCUUAUCUCCAUCUAAUGCAAAAAUAGAACAGUCAAAUAAAAUAUUAACAUUCUAA
Molecule: messenger RNA, 7842 nt
Organism: Sinocyclocheilus anshuiensis
Lineage: Eukaryota; Metazoa; Chordata; Actinopteri; Cypriniformes; Cyprinidae
Product: neuroblast differentiation-associated protein AHNAK-like
Exons: 15
Coding region: 254-6856 (2200 amino acids)
Biological process (GO): peripheral nervous system myelin maintenance; regulation of RNA splicing
Cellular component (GO): nucleus; cytoplasm
Molecular function (GO): protein binding
Source: RefSeq, a predicted model, not a curated record